Molecule: messenger RNA, 741 nt
Organism: Brassica oleracea var. oleracea
Lineage: Eukaryota; Viridiplantae; Streptophyta; Magnoliopsida; Brassicales; Brassicaceae
Product: 26S proteasome non-ATPase regulatory subunit 12 homolog A
Cellular component (GO): proteasome regulatory particle, lid subcomplex; nuclear proteasome complex; cytoplasm
Source: RefSeq, a predicted model, not a curated record
AUGCAGUAUAUUGAUCAGACACCAACAUUAUAUAUAUAUAUAUAUAUAUAUGUUGAGAUCGAGAGGGCUCGUUUAAGGAAGAUUAAGGAAGACCAGGGUCUCAUUGCCGAAGCUGCAGAUCUUAUGCAAGAACAAGUUGCUGUGGAGACUUUUGGUGCUAUGGCAAAAACUGAGAAGAUUGCAUUCAUCAUUCUGCGACUCCGUUUGGGGUUGGAUCGAUAGGACUUUGUCCGUGCACAAAACUUAUCGAGGAAGAUCAACUCAAGUGUAUUAAACGCAGAUAUCACGAAACAGAAAAAGAAACCAAAGGAAGGUGAAAACAUUGUGGAGGAGGCUCCAGCCGAUAUACCAAAGCGAAUUUACUAUGAACUAAUGUUUAGGUACUAUUCUCACAACAAUGAGAUAUGUCAUAGCUACAACAUCAUCCCUUCAGUUAAGGAAACCCCGGAGCAGAUUCCGGUUCUGAGGAAGAUCUGCUGGUUCUUGGUCUUGGCACCACAUGAUCCGAUGCAAUCCAGCCUGCUUAAUGCAACCUUGGAAGACAAGAGCUUAUCAGCAGGCCGGGCCUGCUUAUCAGAAAUUCCUGAUUUCAAGAUGCUUCUAAAACAGAUUGUGACAAUGGAGGUGAUCCAGUGGACGUCUCUAUGGAACAAAUACAAGGGCGAGUUUGAGAAAGAGAAAAACAUGAUUGGGGGCUCUUUAGGUUACAAAGCUUGUGAAGAUCUUAAGCUAAGAGCCUAA